AUGUGCCAUUGUAAAGUCCUCAAUUGCUCCAAUAAAAAAUGUAGUUGUAAAAAGAAAAACAAAACUUGUGAUUCAACCUGCUCUUGCCCCCAAAAGUGCCAGAAUAGAGUACCUCCCGCUAUAGAAAACCCUCAAGAUUCCCAAGUUAAUCCCAAUUCUCCCGAAAAAAAAAACACACUAAAAUAUGGUGUAAUCUAUGAUGACAACGAAAGAAGUUCCACUCUUCUUUUUAAUAUGGAACAUAUUACAUCUAUUGAAAACACAAAUGAUAAAAAAAUUGAUUUUUCCUUCGUAACUAUGACUCCGAUUUCAUCCAAUAAAAUCAAAGAUAUUAUUGGGCUUGCAAAAAUGAUUAAAGAGGCAAGUACCCACCCAAAUGUCUCCAUUGUUUUUGGUGUAAACACAAAGAUAAUUUCCACUGAAAGACCCAAUAAUAAUUACUGGAAAUCAUUGAUACCUGAAGAACUUAAAGGUGAAAUAAAGGAACUUCAAAUUCCUAUAUUAUUAAUCUUUUAUCGUUGGGGUUCCCAAAAAAAUCUAGAGAGUAUUGAUAAAAUAGUUGAAACAAUAGAAAAAUCUGUCACUCAAAGAACUGAAGAUCUAUAUAUAAAAGGAAUAGAAAUGGAUGAUAAUCAAUGUAUAUAUCCAUAUGGCUUGUCAAGAGAGUUUUUGCACAAACAUCCGGCUGCCAUUGAGUUUCAAAAUCAAAUAGCUGAUGCACACAAAUCAAUUGUUUAUGUUCAUUCCCAAGAUAGCGAUUUGACAGGUCUAUCUUUGGAAUAUGAAGAUCCUUUCCUUAAAAAACUCCAAAAAAAUCCAUACCUUGGAUUAUUUUAUGACAAUGCAGCUACAAUUUUUGAAAAACUUUACACAAAUAAUGGGGAGUACUGUUUAGUUUAUGGUGGUGCAUAUAAUUUUUUUAAUUGCAAAUUUGAAGAAGAUUAUAAAGAUCAUUUUUACCCAACAAACCUUGCAGUUUCUAUAAGCAAUAAUAUGAAAAAAACAAUAUCCAAAAUAUCGCCAAUGGGUCCCUAUUUCUCAGAGUGUAACCUUUUUUAUUUAUCGUCGUGCCACAUGAAAGAUUACUACAAAAAAAAGUUUAUAGAUUCCAAAUUUGGUAAUACAAACGAAUCUAAAAAUUUUUUAAAAUCUUUUUUCGCUUCAGUACCCGUGGAACAAUUGAAAAAUUUAAUGAUAUACGACCCAGAUCUAACCGUUUCAACAUCACCGUAUAGACCAGGGAAAGAAAGAGAUUAUUUUACCAGUGCACCUGCUGAAUUAAAUAAAGAAACUUAUAAAUUAAUAAAAGUAAAGAUUUCUUCAUUGAAUGGUGCAAGCCAAACUAUUUGCCGUGCGCUUCAAUAUAGAGACACUUUGCUUGGAUCCUAUCGCCAUUUUAAGAACCUCGAAAGCUUAAAAAGAAAAACCCAUAAAGAAAUUUUACAAAUACUUGCAAAAAUUAAAGUUUCUCUUGAGGCCAAUUACAAGGAUGCCAUCUCUGGAAUAUUAAGACCAGAAGAAAUCCCCGAAGAAGAUUUUAAAAUGAUAAUGGAUAUAACUAAAGAAAUCUUCGAUGAAACCAUUGAAUUGUACAAAAAUACAAUUGAAAGCGAAGGGGUUAAAUUUAUUAAUUUUAAACAUUAA
Dictyostelium purpureum is the source of this 1644-nucleotide messenger RNA. RefSeq lists its product as uncharacterized. The coding region runs from base 1 to 1644 and encodes 547 amino acids. Lineage: Eukaryota; Evosea; Eumycetozoa; Dictyosteliales; Dictyosteliaceae. The transcript has 2 exons. The record is from RefSeq and is a predicted model, not a curated record.